Molecule: messenger RNA, 1341 nt
Organism: Effrenium voratum
Lineage: Eukaryota; Dinophyceae; Suessiales; Symbiodiniaceae
Source: the annotation of a GenBank genome assembly
AUGGACCGCUCGCGGAGCCCGAAGGGCCGGGGGCCGAAGCCGGGCCCGAAAGCGGACACGAGGGCUCAGCUUCUGAAGAUUGGCGAAGCGGCCGGUUACCCGCCCCACAGCUGGAUCUACACGGCUGACAACCGCGCGUCAGCAAGCGACGAUGUUCUCGCGGCCCCACUCGAGGACCUGACUUCCCUUGCGGUGUUCUCACCUGCUGUUCGCCACGGGCGUAGCAGUGGACAGCAAGCCCAGCACUACUCCCUGAGCAAUCACAUUGAGAUGAUUCUGGAUUCCUCCCGCGUGGACGCGUUUGCCAAAGCGAUCGCAGCCGUGGCGCAGGGCCAGCGGGUUCUUGAUGUGGGCGCGGGUGCCUUCUGCCUACUCGGCCGCAUCGCCUUGAAAUCAGGAGCCGUUUUCGUGCGCUGCUUGGAGUGCAACCCGGCGGCAGCAGCGCACGCGGUGGACGUGUUUCAAAUGGAGUUGGCUGAUCUUGCGCUGCCGCCCUUGCGAUAUCUCCGCCUGACACCCGCGGCCUUGCACCCAGAUCAGAUGCAGCUGAUCCGAUCGAAUAAGCCUCGAAGCUGGCAUGUUCACAUCGAGGACGCGGAAUCACGAUGCGUAGCUGAGGCAGGGGUGCUGCAAGCGGAAGUGGGAGAAGCAGAGUGCACUCUGCUUUUGUGGCCGGACUCGGGGGAGUUUCCGGCAACCCUGGAAGUGAAGACGGGCAGCAGUGACUCAGAUGACUACGACAUAAUAGUGCAUGAGUUGCUGGGUCACAUCUGCAGUUCAGAGGGCGUGGUCCCUGUAAUGCGGGGCCUUCUGUCGCGGCUUCCGAGUUGCAAAGCCGUGCCAGAAGCAGCCGGGACCUUUUUCGCACCCGCAGGGGUCCAGAUGAAUCGCACGGAAUCCGCGCUUUUCAGACUGUUCAAUGGUCAGGAGUGCUUCGAGGCACCAGGAAAGUACAACGCGCUCAAGUUCAAAGCUGAGUGGCUACUGGCGGACCCCGCGAUCUUCGAGUGGUUCGAGUUUCACCCCUCACAGCUGGCCACGCUGGGAUCGCAGCAGCGUCUGGUGAAGUUUCACAUCCGACGUGCAGGCAGGUUCGAUGGACUUCACUUCCACUUGGUGGUGCGUCUUGACGCGUCCACAGCCUUGGAUGUGCUGAGUACACGCACGACUUGGUGCACCACCUAUGUGCGCUUGCUCCAGGAACCCUUGUGGCUGCAAGAGGGGGACAUUCUCACCUGCCAGUGCCGUGUGGUCCCAGACGACCUGGCCAAAUAUUCGGUGCAAGUCCUGGGGCCAGACCAUGCCAUCCUUGCCGAGUUUCAUUGGGAAGGCUGCUCCUAG